This is a messenger RNA of Salvelinus sp. IW2-2015, 1584 nucleotides long. Lineage: Eukaryota; Metazoa; Chordata; Actinopteri; Salmoniformes; Salmonidae. The record is from RefSeq and is a predicted model, not a curated record.
UCACUACCGUGUGGAGUCCUGCCUACUCUCUCCCAGGAUGUCUGGCUCUUCUGAGCACAGGGAGCUGGAUAGGAUCUCCAUGGAGAUGAACCAAUUGUCAUUCAGGAGGCAGCAACUGAUCGACCGCAGGAACAUGCUGACCAUCCUGCAGGAGUUCAGGAACCGUUCCAACAACAAUAGCACAGUAGAGGGAUCCAAGCAGCAGACUGAGAUUCAAUGCAUUGAUCAGGAACUGCAGGAGCUGUCUGAGAAGAAGAGAGCCCUGCAGGAAAACCAAGAUAACAUUCUCCAUUCCAAGGACCAAAGAAAAGAGUGCAUCAUCAGUCAGGGGGGCGUGUCUGUUCUCCCUGACCYCUCUGUUGUCUUUGUUGAAGCUCCACCCUCUAUACCAGCUCCGGAGGUGAUCMUGGACAUCCAGAAACUUCCUCCCUGCUCAUCUCAGACCCAGUGCCCACAKUGUCGACAGUUCAUCACCACAGAGAUUGUCACUUCAGUAGGCAAUGUGGCCUGUCUGGUCUGUGUCACAAUGUCUAUACUUGGCUGUGUGGCUGGYUGCUGCCUUAUCCCUUUCUGCAUUGAUAACUUCAAAGAUGUCACGCAUAGAUGUCCUAAGUGUCGAAGUUCAAUACUCACCAUCAAAAAGCUCUGAAGUAAGGGCCCACAUGUACAUAGAGACUAAUGAACAGGUCUCAGACUGGGCAUGGAGAUCUCCCCUUGUGAUGAUGAGAUGAUCUACAUGAUCUACCAUGAAUCUGAGGUGACCCAUUUGGGGUUCAGUAGACACCCUGUCCCAUCAUGCAGGUACAAGACAGCAGUGGAUGAGGAGGACAUGGACAAUGAAUGUUGAAUGGACCCAAGCCAUAGUGAAACAUGUUCUGCUGAGUGAUAAGUGAUCAUAAAUUCCCAACAACUGUACUGAGGUCAGUGUCACUCCCAUCAUUCCUGUGAUGACGAUGUAGUCAUACUGUGAGAACUGUGGCUGCAUCCUGUACAUUUGAAGUUAGUGUGUAUGGCAUUGUUCUUGGAAUAAAAUGUCUUCAUCAAUGCAAUUUAUUGGAGAAACUAAUAAAUAAAUCAAAUGUUAAUAUUUUCUUUUGACCUGCAAAAAGCCUGUGUGAAUUGUAAAACAUAAGAGGAAAAUAGUGUUUCAAGGUCUGUGAACUCUAAAGCUGCAUGUGACUUAUCCAAGCCUAGUGGUGGCUGUGUUAGGGUUUGGAACUCCUUGAUAAACAAAAAGUCACAUGAUAUGGUUGUUUUAUUUACUAAACACAGCUGAAUAAUUUUCACACACAAUGUACAUGACCAUUUUUAUUGACACAAAAAGGCUAUAUAUAUACAUUAUGGGUAUACAGUAGUACGCAUACUGUAUACACCAAACAGUCUUAAUACAAAAGAGCUUAGAUGUGCUACAUUUGUAUAAAAUGUACGAAAAGAGCUAAUGUGCUACAUUUGUAUAAAAUAAAAUGCAUGACAAAAUAUAUACACAAUGUGCAAAAUGUAUGGCAUACUAACUAUGUAUCAAUACACCAUUGCAAGGGAAGGGGCUAUACUAGUAUAGUACAAAUAAAAUGACUUCUGAUUCCA